This is a messenger RNA of Brassica napus (rape), 919 nucleotides long. Its product is annotated as germin-like protein subfamily 2 member 3. Gene Ontology annotation, molecular function: manganese ion binding. Lineage: Eukaryota; Viridiplantae; Streptophyta; Magnoliopsida; Brassicales; Brassicaceae. The record is from RefSeq and is a predicted model, not a curated record. Gene Ontology annotation, biological process: plasmodesmata-mediated intercellular transport; regulation of root development. Bases 92 to 748 code for a protein of 218 amino acids. Gene Ontology annotation, cellular component: cell wall; plasmodesma. The transcript has 2 exons.
GGUUUCUCCAUUGGAUAAAUCUUCUUGACGUAUAUAAAUUGAGAAAUAAGGUCAAAGGGUUUUCUCAAACUCAUCAAUAACAUUUCUCGAAAUGGCAACUUCCAUGAUUUAUCUUUUUGUUACCAUCUUGCUUGUGGCCGCCCACACGGCUUUUGCCGAAUCAAACAUGCUCCAAGAUUUUUGUGUUGCUGAUCUCAACGGUGAGAAAGUCAACGGAUACCCAUGCAAAGACCCAGCACAAGUAACACCAGAGGACUUCUACUACAUAGGCUUAGCCAAUGGUGCAUCCACCACGAACACCACACUGGGCUCAGCCGUUACAGGUGCGAACGUUGAGAAAAUCCCUGGCCUCAACACUUUGGGUAUCUCCAUGUCUCGGAUCGACUACGCACCAGGCGGACUCAACCCGCCGCAUCUUCACCCUAGAGCUUCAGAAGCCAUAUUCGUCCUAGAAGGACGUCUCUUCGUUGGAUUCUUGACCACCGCUGGAAAACUCAUCUCCAAACAUGUCAACAAGGGAGACGUCUUUGUAUUCCCUAGAGCCCUCCUCCAUUUCCAGCAGAACCCUAACAAUGCUCCUGCUUCUGUGCUCGCUGCUUUUGACAGUCAGAACUCCGGGGCUCAAGGUGUUGGACCGUCUCUGUUUGGUGCUAACCCUCCGAUUCCUGAUGACUUGCUUGCCAAGGCGUUCUAUUUAGAACCACAGGAGGUUCAAAAGGUUAAGGGUAAAUUCCCAGCUAAGAAAUAAAUAUAGGUUCAGACCAAACCCAUAAAUGCAAUAAUGAUAUACAAAUAAUGAACAUAAAAUGUAAGCUACUAAGCGAAAGCAAAAAAAGUGCUUGUAAAUAUUAUUUUUGAAUGUUGUAGAUUCUCUUUUAACCUUUUUGGCCCAUUCAUUAUAAUAAGACCGGUUUCAACA